ACUCUACCCUCUCACACACCACAUCUUCCCACAUCUUCCCACAUCUUCCCAAAAAAACUGAACCAACCUCUCCCUCCACUAACACUAACGCCACUUUUCAACUUUAACUCUACAUACUACCUAGGUAGUAAGGAAUUAUCUGAUAUUGAUUCCAACAUCAACACAUCAACACAUCAACACACCAACACUAUUUUCAUUUACUUCUUUUCGUCAUAACUUUCUCGCUCUUCUUUUUUCUUCAUUCGUCGCAUCAUCAUCACCAUAACCAUUACUAUCGCCCUUACUAUCACCAUCAACUAUCACCAUGUCUUCGGACAUCAUGUGUUCACCGUCGCGCCUUGAGAGUCUCAGCCCUGAGCUUUUACUUUGUAUCCUAAAGGAAACUCAUGCCGACGAUCUCCUCACUGUCAUCCAGACCUCGCCAGCUAUGCGACGAGUGUUCUACCAGAACGAGAAGACAGUCUGCAAGACCGUCAUUCAGAAGACGAUUGGCAUGAAACUUCUCCCCAUCGCAUAUGCUCUGUUCGACGUGGCAACAACUUCGGCUAAGGACGAAGUGAAGAUGAAUGAGAGAACUUUUCAUCCUAUGAGUAGUGACAUCAGAUAUCCUCUGGAAGUGCCCGGCGCUGAAAAGCAUCCGCUACGUUACGUUCGAGAUGAUAACUUCGCCAUGCCGACCUGCGAUCUGAAGAUGGCCAAUACGAUGGGCAGCUUCCACGUCAUCGUCGAGAAUCUUCUACCAUACCUUGCGCUGGAAGAUGGUCAGUCGGAUUUUAACUCCAUCAGCUCGUCAGUAAAGGAGCGUUACAUCAAGGCUAUGUAUAUCUUUGAACUGUCACGACUUCUCAAGCCUCGACGUCCACACCUCAGGAACCCAUGGUCUCUUCUGUGGGUCUGGAGAACGUUCUCCCCUUGGGACGCCGCUGGAGCGGAAAUGGUGGGAAACAUGGUGAAGCGAAUUAUCGCGGAGCAGCUCAAAAUCACUCCUAACUACAAGAAAUCCAUCCGCUUCAAGCUUUACGCGGAGUGUUCUAAAAUCUUCAAAAAGCAUAACAUGAAAGUCACCCAAGUAGAACAACUCCAGCUGGUGUCUCUGCAUUGGGGCCUGGAUAACAUCAACUCGGUUCUUCACGGCAACAUCGUUGGUCUGCCGAAGCGCUUCUUCAACUUCGUGGUCAACUACGUUCACAGCAGCAAGAGCGAAUGGUACUUCCCAAAAUCAAUCGGCCCAAUGGAAGAUAUCCUCUGGUUCAUCUGGCUCUACCGACCCCAAUCCGGCGUCCUCAGCGAGGCCAAGAACAUCUUGCGCGUCCUGGAAGAGUACCCGGACGAGGACGACAGCCCACGCGACUUCUGGCUGUGGUACAACGUCUGGAUGAACUCGGAGCCGGGCUCGCCUAUCCGCAUGAGCCACCCUGCCUGGUUGCCCAUCUUUGGCCACGGAGAGUGGAACGCGUCCACCCGUCAUUUCACCCGCGCGUACAACGUGGAGAAUUUCUCGCAGCACAUUUUCCGAGACCGUCCUGACGCAUCCAGUCGCUGGAACUUUCCGAGUCGGGAGAAGCUGGUUGCCGAGUUAGAGAGAAUGGCUAUUGCGGAUGCGGAUGCGUAUGCGGAUGCAGAUACUGAUGCUUGAGGAUGUUUAGAUGGAUAGGGGGUAGGGUUGAUUUGGCAUUCAUGGAAGGAAGGGCGAUUGAUUUGACGAUUGUUUCUAGUGUUUUCGAACACACAACGAUGAAAGGCUGAGAUGAGCUGGAAAUAUUGAGGAUGGUAUUUGCCCACGACGGUAUUUGCUGACGAUGGUAUUCGCUGACGAUGGAUUUCGAGUUCCAAAGGGAAACCAUAUAGCUCUUUAGCUAAGAUAAAUUUCAUUGUGUCACUAAUAA
Hypoxylon fragiforme is the source of this 1886-nucleotide messenger RNA. RefSeq lists its product as uncharacterized. NCBI's taxonomy places the organism in Eukaryota, Fungi, Ascomycota, Sordariomycetes, Xylariales, Hypoxylaceae. Bases 305 to 1636 code for a protein of 443 amino acids. The record is from RefSeq and is a predicted model, not a curated record. The transcript is spliced from 2 exons.